Molecule: messenger RNA, 777 nt
Organism: Brettanomyces nanus
Lineage: Eukaryota; Fungi; Ascomycota; Pichiomycetes; Pichiales; Pichiaceae
Gene: MRT4
Product: mRNA turnover and ribosome assembly protein
Exons: 1
Coding region: 1-777 (258 amino acids)
Biological process (GO): ribosomal large subunit biogenesis; nuclear-transcribed mRNA catabolic process; ribosomal large subunit assembly
Cellular component (GO): preribosome, large subunit precursor; nucleolus
Molecular function (GO): RNA binding
Source: RefSeq, a predicted model, not a curated record
AUGCCAAGAUCAAAGAGAUCGAAAUUGGUGACUCUUGCCCAGACGGACAAAAAAGGAAGAGAGAGCAAAGUAAAAUUGUUCGAUGACGUUAGAAAAUCACUAGAUUCACAUAGGUACACUUGGGCACUUCAAAUGGAUGAUGUUCGUACUCCAGUUUUGCAAGAUAUAAGAAGAGACUGGUCAGGAUCAAAGCUUAUUAUGGGAAAGAAAAAGGUGCUUCAUAAGGCAUUUGGAGAGACUCGUGAAGAAGAGUACAAGGAGAAUCUUCAUAAGCUUGUCGGCUAUGAUCAGGGAUUUGUUGGUUAUCUUUUUACGGAUGAGUCUCCUGAGACUGUCGAUUCUUACUUCAGAUCCUACGUGAAGAAUGAUUAUGCCAGGGCCAAUAAUAGAUCUCCAAUCACUUUUAUAGUUCCUGAGGGAACCUUAUACUCUAGAGCCGGACAGAUCUCUAUAGAAGACGAUGUGCCUAUGCAACAUACUAUGGAACCAACUCUAAGAAACAAGUUCCAGAUGCCAACAAAAAUUGUCAAGGGAAAAAUCACGCUCACUGAACCUUUCAAGGUUGUCAAUGAAGGUGAUGUUCUCAGCGUCAAGCAAGCUGUCAUUAUGAAAACUUUUGGCGUUGCUGCUGCCGAAUUUAAGGUCAAGAUUUUGGCAUAUCAUGACAAUACUACGGGAGAAGUGAAGGAAGUUGAUGGAAAGAAGAAAGAAAUAAAAAAGAAGCAAAUAAAUAACGAGAAGAAGCAGAAUGAGGAGCCAAUGGAGACUGCUGCCUAG